AUGAAUUCCUAUUUUACAAACCCAUCUUUAUCCUGCCAUCUAACCAGUGGCCAAGAGGUGCUUCCCAACGUAGCCCUCAAUUCAACUGCCUAUGACCCUGUCAGGCAUUUUUCUACUUAUGGAGCAGCCGUUGCUCAAAACCGGAUUUAUUCUUCUCCUUUUUAUUCACCGCAAGAUAAUGUUGUGUUUAGCUCCAGCCGAGGACCUUAUGACUAUGGAUCUAAUGCUUUUUACCAAGAAAAAGACAUGCUUUCUAGCUGCAGGCAAAAUUCUAUGGGACAUAAUACACAGACAUCAAUCGCACAGGAUUUUACCAGUGACCAAAACAGGAACACUUCGCAAGAACAAAAAACUAGCAUUCAAAUAUACCCAUGGAUGCAGCGUAUGAACUCCCACAGUGGAGUGGGCUACGGGGCCGACCGCCGGCGGGGCCGCCAGAUCUAUUCCCGUUAUCAAACCUUGGAGCUGGAGAAGGAAUUUCACUUCAACCGGUACCUGACCCGGCGGAGGCGGAUCGAGAUCGCCAACGCUCUGUGCCUGACGGAGCGGCAGAUUAAAAUCUGGUUCCAAAACCGGAGGAUGAAAUGGAAAAAAGAAAGUAAUUUGAGUUCAACCCUCUCCGGGGCGGGGGGGGGGGGCCGCCGCGCCGCCGCCGACAGCUUGGCCAAGGAGGAGAAGCGAGAAGAGACAGAGGAGGAGAAGCAGAAGGAGUGA
Messenger RNA from Melopsittacus undulatus (budgerigar), 714 nucleotides. RefSeq names its product homeobox C6 (gene HOXC6). Gene Ontology annotation, biological process: anterior/posterior pattern specification; regulation of transcription by RNA polymerase II. Gene Ontology annotation, molecular function: DNA-binding transcription factor activity, RNA polymerase II-specific; RNA polymerase II cis-regulatory region sequence-specific DNA binding. Gene Ontology annotation, cellular component: nucleus. The record is from RefSeq and is a predicted model, not a curated record. NCBI's taxonomy places the organism in Eukaryota, Metazoa, Chordata, Aves, Psittaciformes, Psittaculidae.